UUUCGCCGGAUACGUUAAGGAACAGUUGUCGCUCAUUAACAACAACAACAACCAUGUUCUCCAAAAUCGCCAUCAUCGCUUGCGCCGUUGCUGCGCUCGCUGUCUUCGCCGAGGCUGGAUAUGAUGGACACGCACCUCAGGAUUACUUCCACGUUCCCAAGUACAGCUUCGAGUAUGGAGUUGCUGACGCGCACACCGGCGACAAGAAGAGCCAGGCCGAGACCCGUGAGGGUGACGUCGUCAAGGGCCACUACAGCCUGGUGGAGCCCGAUGGCACCACCCGCACCGUUCACUACACCGCUGACCCCCACAACGGUUUCAACGCCCAGGUGACCAAGUCCGGACACGCCGUCCAUGCUGCCCCCGUCCACCAUGCCGCCCCUGCCUACCACGCUGCCCCCGCUUACCAUGCCGCCCCCGCCGUGGCUCCUCUUGCCUACGCUGCUCACGCCGCCCCCGUGGUCGCCCACCCCCAUGGCGCUCCUCUGGCCUUCGCCAACCCUCUGGGCUACGGACACGGAUACGCCAAGAUCAGCCGUGGAUACUAAUUUUGGUGUUGCCGACUUUCCUGUUAUGAAUGAGAGAUCUCCAGCAACUUUUUAUAAAAUGUCAAAGGUUGUUUCCUAAAUAAAAAAUGAAAA
Molecule: messenger RNA, 641 nt
Organism: Neocloeon triangulifer
Lineage: Eukaryota; Metazoa; Arthropoda; Insecta; Ephemeroptera; Baetidae
Product: cuticle protein 7-like
Exons: 3
Coding region: 54-548 (164 amino acids)
Cellular component (GO): extracellular matrix
Source: RefSeq, a predicted model, not a curated record